This is a messenger RNA of Dendroctonus ponderosae (mountain pine beetle), 3970 nucleotides long. Its product is annotated as chaoptin. Lineage: Eukaryota; Metazoa; Arthropoda; Insecta; Coleoptera; Curculionidae. Gene Ontology annotation, molecular function: protein binding. The transcript has 6 exons. The coding region runs from base 146 to 3922 and encodes 1258 amino acids. The record is from RefSeq and is a predicted model, not a curated record.
UUCUGUUGCGGGCAUCGCGACGCCGCCGUCCAAUUCGCGAUUUGUCGUCGUCUGUUUGGCGAUUUUUAUUGGAUAGCAUGAGGUGGAUACAUUGAAAAUGCCAAAUCUCUUCAUAUAGUGCAGUGCUGUGAUUGGUGGCUGGCCGAUGGGCGAAUUAUCGAAAAUGUAUAGAACCAUAUGGUUGGCUUGGUACCUGAGCAGCCUGAAAGUGGUGAGGGGCGGCGAAGCGGAGACGAGUUCGUGCACGUUCAACUCGAUGUGUGCGUGUUCGCCCGACCAGCUGAACCCGAAUCCUUCCAUUGAUAGCAUCGCAUGCUACUCGGUGCCAUUUUACAAGUUUCCAGUGAUGCCGGUGAAGCAGAUCGAUCGCAUCGAAGUGCUCGACUCUAUGAUUCCCAGCCUGGAGGCCGACACGUUGAACUCCUGCGAAAUACAGGCGCUGGUCUUCAACAACAACCAGCUGCAACAUGUUUCCGAGAAAAUAUUCAGUUCCUCAUUGGACACGUUGGUGUCGCUCGACCUCAGCUACAACCGCUUGGACGUCGUGCCGUUCCCCACUCUCAAAGACCUGAAGAGUCUGCAUUGGCUCAACUUGCACGGCAACCAAAUUGCCUCGAUCAACGGAGAUUGGUCCCACAUGAAAUCCUCACUCAACACGCUCUUUAUUGGCCACAACGAUAUCACGGAAAUCGCGGACACCUCGCCUCACAACGUCCAUUCGGGCAUUCGCCAGCUGAAGUAUUUGACGUGGCUCAAUGCGGACUCGAACCGAAUUCACAAAAUCCACAAGCACUCGCUGCCCUCCUCACUUAAAACCGCUAGUUUCGCCUACAAUCUGAUCGAGAACUUUCCUCUGGAUAUCAUCGCCAACAUGCCCCACUUGGAGUGGCUCUAUCUAAGGGGAAACCACAUCAGAUCCAUUCCUGAGCACACGUUUGGACGCAAGUUCUGGAUACAGAAAAUCGACCUGAACCAGAACUACCUCACGACUUUCCCAGCCAGACCUUUCAACGGUUCCAUCUUUGUCCGCGAUGUUUUCCUAGCAAUGAACGAGUUCGAAGUGGUGGCAGCCAACAGUUUUUCCGGCCUGGACUGCCGCCGAAUCGUCUUCUCCUACAAUCAGAUUGGCGACAUCGAAGAGGCCGCCUUCCAAGGAGUGCUCAGCACUCUCGAAUACCUGGACCUGGAUCAUAACCGGCUCAGAACUAUCCCCAUGGCCAUCACGCAGCUGCUGGCGCUGAGAUUCCUCUAUCUCUCCUUCAACUACCUCAGUGACCUCCCGGUGGGUUAUUUGGAUAGUUUCCGGGAGAGCCUAAAGGCCCUCUCAUUGGGCGGCAACCGAUUUUACAAAAUUCCCUCGGACGGUCUGAGGAACUGCUCGAAAAUAUCCUACUUCAACGCAGCUUCGAACCAGAUCAGCGGCAUUUCUUUGGAGGAUUUCAGCGAGUGGGGGCGCUCAGUGCAAGUGCUCAACAUCAACAACAACCGCAUUACCACUCUGAGCGCCAACGUGUUUAUGGAAAUGCCUAAACUGAAGGAACUGAGCAUCAGCUACAAUCCCUUAAGGAAUGUGGACCUGCAAGCCUUUGGCGGGCUUGCCAACUUGGAGACUUUGGAGCUCUCCUCCAGCUUUGAGCGGGACGAUUUGCCCUAUGAGGCCUUCAAGGACUUAAGCAAGCUCAAGUACCUCUAUCUGGACCACAACAGCUUCCAUGAAAUAAAGCCCAGCUCCUUCGAUUCUCUUCGAGACAUCGAGUACUUGAACCUGGACUCGAACAAAGUCGAGUCGCUGCCUGUGAGUUUAUUCAAGCCUUCCAUCCAUACGAAGCUGAGCACUGCGGUGCUCUCCAACAACGAGCUGAGUGUGCUGGAAAGUGGCUCCUUUGAGCUGCUUGAGAGCCUGGAGGUGAUCUGGCUGGACGGCAACAAGAUCCGCGACAUCCAAAAGGACGCUUUUGCCGAUCUGCCCAAAACCUCGAUGAUUUUUUUGAGGAACAAUCAGCUGGUUUCCAUUCAGCAGGGGGCGUUCUCCAACUUGCCCUUGCUCAGGCGGCUGGAUUUGCAGAGGAACCAGCUGACAAGGCUGUCGCUGAGUUACUUCUCCAACCUCAGCACGCCAUUGAGCGUAAACUGCAGCUUCAAUCAGCUAACCACAUGCACGGGCAGCAAAGUGAUGGCAAAUCUCGAAGAGCUGGAUUUGCGCGGCAACAAGCUGGCUGCUGUUCCUCCGUGUCUGCAGCUGAGCCCGUUGCUGAGGAAAUUGGUGCUGGAUUCCAAUAGCUUAGUUGCCCUGAAGAUGGACAGCUUCAGCAAACUGGCCGCCCUGGAGCAGCUGGGUUUGCACAAGAAUGCGCUAGCCCAUCUGGACCUGGGGGCGUUUUCCGGGCUGCAAAGCCUCCAAACGUUGGAUCUGUCGGAGAACUCCAUCAGCUACCUGCACAAUGGGCAGUUUUCCGUCGCCCCCAAGCUGAGAGUUUUGAAUUUGAGGGGCAACAGCCUCACCUACUUGCCCAGGGAGGUUUUCUCCAACACGCAGCUGGAGUUCCUGGACAUCAGCUAUAACUCCCUCUCUGUGGUGCCCAGGGAGAGUCUCUCGGACAUUGGCUUGACUCUGAGGCACUUAUCGCUUCAGUCCAACGUUCUGGAACACAUCGACGUCACCAGCUUUCCAGAUGUCCCCUUUAUGAACCAUCUGGAUAUGAGUAGGAACAAGCUGACGAUUCUGCCUGAUAACGUCUUCACCCAGCUGAGCUGGCUUCAGUAUUUGGAUCUGAGCUCCAAUCCUUUGAGGGCCAACUUCAAGGAACUGUUCCACUACGCUCAGAACUUGAAGCACCUGAACCUGGCCAACACUGGGCUGGACACCACGCCCGACUUCCCCUUGCCCGAUUUGGUGCACUUGAAUCUCUCCUUCAACAAUCUUCAAGACAUUGACAAGCAUUCGUUUCGCGGCUUGGGGAAGCUGAAGUCGCUGGUUCUGAGCCACUGCAACUUGGGCAGUGUUCCCUCGCAUCUGUGGGCGUUCUUGGGAAGUCUGCGGGAUCUGGAUCUGUCUUUCAACCCGAUCACUGGCAUCACUGUCGAGAGCUUCCAGGGGCUGAAGGCGCUGCAGACUUUGAACAUCCAGCAUCUGAAGCAGCUGGCACAAUUCGACAGCAAGGCCUUCAGCCACUUGAGGAUCCUGUCCGAGUUGUCCAUGCAAACGUCUCCCAGCUUGCAGAACUUCUACGAGGAGCUGUGCUACUUGUUCACCCAUAUGGGUCAGUUGAGGCGCCUGAAGCUGAACGUCAUCGAGCACGAGCUGCGCGAUCAGCUCACUUGUCUGGCCAACAAAAAGAUCGUCCAUCUGGAGAUCGCGGGGCGGAAUCUGCAGAUUGUGGACCGGGAGGCUUUCGCCAAGCUGACCAAGAAUCCCACGCUGAUGAUCAAGAUCAGUGGGACGCAAAUUGCUGACCUCCCAGCCGGGCUGUUUUCGCACAUGCACCAGAUCCAGCACUUGGCCGUGGAUCUGAGCAAUAACAUGCUCACCACGCUGACUCCGGAGGUUUUCUAUGGGAACUUCUCCACCUGGGAUGAUGUGGGGACCGGCUUGGUUUCUGGUGGUUUGGAGCUGUCGAAGAACCGGUUUCGCUGUGGCUGCCACUUGGCUUGGUUGGGGCACUGGUUGCGUCGCUGGUCGCGCGAGAACUUCAACCCGCGCACCUCCUCAGUCGACCACAUCAGCAAUCUUCAGGAGGCGACGCGACAGGGCACCUGCUGGGACUCAGCGCUCGAGCAGCACGUGCCCAUUAUGAAGCUGCCGCCGGUGGACAUGAGCUGCCAGGCCAGCGCUCUCAGCAGCCGCGCUGAGCGCUUUGCAGCUGACCAGCUGGCAGGUAUUACAGUGUGCUUGGUGGGCUACCUAGUAGGGUUUGGCUCGUGAGACUGGAGUGGCGGAUGAGGCGUGUAGAUAAUCGGUGGGUGUGACGGU